Molecule: messenger RNA, 2622 nt
Organism: Grammomys surdaster
Lineage: Eukaryota; Metazoa; Chordata; Mammalia; Rodentia; Muridae
Gene: Vps51
Product: VPS51 subunit of GARP complex
Exons: 9
Coding region: 41-2497 (818 amino acids)
Biological process (GO): endocytic recycling; Golgi organization; Golgi vesicle transport
Cellular component (GO): GARP complex; membrane; EARP complex
Source: RefSeq, a predicted model, not a curated record
CCCCUCCCUUGCCUCACCCCCUUGUGUUGAGGUUGGAGCUAUGGCGGCCGCGGCAUCUGUGGGUCCUGGCCUAGGGUCCGGGCCUGGGGACUCCCCAGAAGGUUCCGAGGCGGACGCUCCAGAGCGUCGGCGGAAGGCUCACGGGAUGCUGAAGCUUUACUACGGCCUUUCGGAGGGGGAGGCGACGGGGCACACCGCAGGGCCUGACCCUCUAGACCCAACAGAUCUCAAUGGGGCGCACUUCGACCCGGAAGUUUAUCUGGACAAGCUGCGUAGAGAGUGUCCUCUGGCCCAGCUGAUGGACAGUGAGACGGACAUGGUGCGGCAGAUCCGGGCUCUAGACAGCGACAUGCAGACCCUGGUCUAUGAGAACUACAACAAGUUCAUCUCAGCUACAGACACCAUUCGAAAGAUGAAGAAUGACUUCCGGAAGAUGGAAGACGAGAUGGACCGGCUGGCCACCAACAUGGCAGUAAUCACCAACUUCAGCGCACGUAUCAGUGCCACGCUACAAGACCGACACGAGCGGAUCACCAAGCUAGCAGGGGUACAUGCACUACUGCGGAAGCUACAGUUCCUUUUUGAGUUGCCUUCGCGCCUCACCAAGUGUGUGGAGUUGGGUGCCUAUGGGCAGGCUGUGCGCUACCAGGGUCGUGCCAGGGCCGUGUUGCAGCAGUACCAGCACCUGCCCUCCUUCCGCGCCAUCCAGGAUGACUGCCAGGUCAUCACAGCACGUUUGGCCCAGCAGCUGCGGCAGCGCUUCAGGUGUGGUUUCCGGGCCUGGUCAUUGUUCUCCAAUCACAUCGAGUGCCCCCCACAUUUUUUCUCCCCCACAGCCCAGAAGCUGUCCUCACUGCAUCUCUGUCACCACAGGGAAGGCUCCUCAGGUGCUCCAGAGCAGGCCGAGUGCGUUGAGCUGCUGCUGGCCCUAGGCGAGCCCGCUGAGGAGCUGUGUGAGGAGUUUCUGGCGCAUGCUCGGGGACGGCUUGAAGAAGAACUCAGCAGCCUGGAGUCCGAGCUGGGGCCCUCUCCUCCAGCGCCUGAUGUGUUAGAGUUCACCGACCGUGGUGGCAAUGGUUUUGUGGGUGGUCUCUGCCAGGUGGCAGCAGCCUACCAAGAAUUGUUUGCUGCUCAGGGCCCGGCUGGUGCAGAGAAGCUGGCAGCCUUUGCGCAGGAGUUGGGCGGCCGCUAUUUUGCACUGGUUGAGCGGCGGCUGGCACAAGAGCAGGGUGGUAGUGACAACUCACUGCUGGUGCGGGCACUAGAUCGCUUCCACCGCCGCCUGCGAGCACCUGGGGCCCUGCUGGCUGCUGCUAGGCUUUCAGAGUCGGCCACAGAGAUUGUGGAGCGAGUGGCCCGGGAACGCCUGAGCCACCAUCUGCAGGGUCUGAAAGCUGCCUUCCUGAGCUGCCUGACCGAUGUUCGCCAGGCCCUGGCAGCACCUCGCCUAGCUGGGAAGGAGGGCCCCAGCCUGGCUGAGUUGCUGGCCAAUGUGGCCAGCUCCAUCCUCAGCCACAUUAAGGCCUCACUGGCCUCUGUGCAUCUCUUCACUGCCAAGGAGGUGUCCUUCUCCAAUAAGCCCUACUUCAGGGGCGAGUUCUGCAGCCAGGGAGUCCGUGAGGGCCUCAUCGUGGGUUUCAUCCGCUCCAUGUGCCAGACAGCCCAGAGCUUCUGUGACAGCCCUGGAGAAAAGGGAGGUGCCACGCCCCCUGCCCUGCUCCUGCUGCUCUCUCGCCUCUGCCUGGAUUAUGAGACAGCCACCAUCUCCUACAUCCUCACACUCACUGAUGAACAGUUUCUGGUGCAGGAUCAGUCUCCCGUUACACCUGUGAGUACACUGUGUGCAGAGGCCAGAGAGACAGCGCGGCGGCUGCUAACUCACUAUGUGAAGGUGCAAGGCCUGGUCAUAUCGCAGAUGCUACGCAAGAGUGUGGAGACACGGGACUGGCUCAGUACUCUGGAGCCCCGGAACGUGCGAGCUGUCAUGAAGCGUGUGGUGGAGGACACGACAGCUAUUGAUGUACAGGUGGGGCUCCUGUAUGAAGAGGGUGUCCGCAAGGCCCAGAGCAGUGACUCCAGCAAAAGGACCUUCUCUGUAUACAGCAGCUCCCGGCAGCAGGGCCGCUAUGCACCUAGCUACACACCCAGUGCUCCGAUGGACACAAACCUCUUGAGCAAUAUUCAGAAGCUGUUCUCUGAACGAAUCGAUGUGUUCAGCCCUGUGGAAUUCAAUAAGGUGUCGGUGCUGACUGGCAUCAUUAAGAUCAGCUUGAAGACAUUACUGGAGUGUGUGCGUCUACGCACGUUUGGGCGAUUCGGGCUGCAGCAGGUGCAGGUGGACUGCCACUUCCUGCAGCUCUACUUGUGGCGCUUUGUGGCAGACGAGGAGCUAGUGCACCUGCUGCUGGACGAAGUAGUAGCCUCAGCUGCCCUGCGCUGUCCCGACCCAGUGCCCAUGGAACCCAGUGUUGUCGAGGUCAUCUGCGAGCGCGGCUAGAACCCGCCGAUGAGUCUCGUAGCAGCCCUCUCGCCCUGUCCUCCCUGUGCCCUGUUCUCACCCUGGAGUCCCUUCCCCGCUGGCGGGUUUAUGGAUCCUUGUAAUAAACUUAUGUUUAUGUCCUC